GAAGAAUCUGGUGAAGUUCCUUCAAAUAAACGUAUUUAAAUUUGUUUGUUUGUUUGUUUGUUUUUUCGUUUAAGUUGGGAUAGAGAUUCGGUCCAUAGACUUUUAAGCCAAAGAUAAGCACCUUCACGUACACCACUCACCAGUCUCCAAAGCAACCCACUUCCUUUCUUGGGAAAAUAGGAUUUUCCAAGAAAGUUAUCUCUUAGAUGCUGAAUAUUGAUCAAGAAACAGGUACUACUGUUCGAGAAAUCAAACCAAAAAGCAGACGAAUCAUGGGAGAUAGAGGACCAGAAGAUGAAUAUGAUGAAAUGAAGUGGCCGCCAUGGCUGGUUCCACUGCUUCGAACAAGAUUUUUCGGUCAGUGCAAGCUCCACGCAGAUGCUCACAAGAGUGAAUGCAAUAUGUAUUGCUUGGAUUGCAUGAACGGUGCUCUAUGUUCCCUCUGCCUUGGUUGUCACAAAGGCCAUGCAGUUAUUCAGAUAAGGAGAUCAUCGUACCAUGAUGUUAUAAGAGUGUCGGAGAUUCAGAAACUGAUGGAUAUUUCAGGGAUUCAGACAUACAUAAUAAACAGUGCUCGGAUCGUGUUCUUGAACGAAAGACCACAGCCCAGGCUUGGCAAAGGCGUCACCAAUACCUGCCAUGUUUGCCACCGCAGCCUCCUUGAUUCCUUCGCCUUCUGCUCUCUGGGUUGCAAGGUGGUUGGAACAUCCGGGAAGAGGAAUAGAAUGUACAAAGAAGCAGACGAGUCGGAGGGUGAGUCGUUGAAUAUAACAUGUGUUAGCAAUGGGAGUGCAAGUUACAACGAACAUCAAGUUAGCUUUACGCCGUCAACACCGCCCCCGACGGCCAGACCUGCCCGGAGGAGGAAGGGAGUACCUCAUCGAGCUCCAAUGGGAGAUAUCAUUAUACAAUACUAAUGCAUAUAUAUAUAUAUAUAAUUAUUAU
Molecule: messenger RNA, 945 nt
Organism: Hibiscus syriacus
Lineage: Eukaryota; Viridiplantae; Streptophyta; Magnoliopsida; Malvales; Malvaceae
Exons: 4
Coding region: 207-917 (236 amino acids)
Source: RefSeq, a predicted model, not a curated record